Molecule: messenger RNA, 3183 nt
Organism: Amphibalanus amphitrite
Lineage: Eukaryota; Metazoa; Arthropoda; Thecostraca; Balanomorpha; Balanidae
Product: kinesin-like protein KIFC1
Exons: 11
Coding region: 141-2216 (691 amino acids)
Biological process (GO): microtubule-based movement
Molecular function (GO): microtubule motor activity; ATP binding; microtubule binding
Source: RefSeq, a predicted model, not a curated record
GAAAUUUGAAUGUUUUCCGUUGAGCUCUCCGUGUGUUUGUGUGUGCGUGCGUUUGGAUGUCGUGCCGGCGUUAGGUUUUUGAACCGAUUUUAAUAGCAGUGGUGUGUCUUCCCUGAUAAUUUCAUUUGGUUGAGGUCACGAUGAGCCGCCUGCCGACUCCGUCGUCUCGGCUGCCGGUGGCCGGCACCUCUCGGCUGACGGCAGCCUCCGGGAUCGUGCGCCCCACACCCCGUGCUACCCCGGCCACCGCCGGCGGCGCGGCCGCCCUGAAACGGCAGGCCUCGCAGUCGUCGAUGGCGACCAAGCGGGGUCGUCUGGACACCUCCGGAAGUUCGGACGGCUCCUCCACGGGUCGUCCUCCGCGCGCGGGCUCGAUGCGUCCGCCGGCCAACCCGGGCCUGAUCCGCUCCAAGUCGGUGGCCAACCUCAGCACGCCGGCCGGACGGCCCAUGAGGGACGUCACUUCCCGAGUCGUCUCCCGUAAUAACGUGAAGGCCGCCGGCACAGUGGGCGGCCGUCCGGGCGCCGCCAAGCCGACGCCGAAGCCGGCGACGAAGCGGCAGCCGUGGGACCUGAAGGGCCAGAUCCAGGACAUGGACGCCCGUCACCGAGAGCUGAUGGAGCAGCUGCAGCUGACACAGGAGCGCGUCUCCAGGAUGGAGGAGGAGAAGCAGCAGCUGGAGCAGGGUGUCCGCGAGAAGGAGACCAUCACUGCCGAGGUGCAGUCGGAGGCACAGCGCGUCUCGCGCCAGCUGCAGGACCGCGAGGACCAGUGGGAGUCGGAGCGGCGCCAGCUGCAGCGGCGCCUCUCCGAGCUGGAGGCGCAGCGAGAGGACUCGGAGACGCAGCGGGCCGCCCUGCAGCGCCGGCUCACUUCUCUGCAGGCCGAGCUCCAGGCCAAAACGGACGAGGCUGACGCACUACGGUCGUCAGUGGCCCAGCUGACGGCUGCCCAGGCCACGGUGGGCGCGCAGCUGUCGGCUGCCCAGCUGACCGUCCAGCAGCUGACGGCCGCCCGCGACCAGCUGGAGGCCACGCUGCGGCAGCGGGACGCCACCGUGGCAGAGCUGGAGGCCCGCGCCCGACGCGAGGAGACCCUGCGCCGACAGCUGCACAACCAGGUGCAGGAGCUCAAGGGCAACAUACGCGUGUUCUGCCGCGUCCGGCCGCUGCUGGGCGAGGAGGUGACCCAGGCCGGCGGACAGAUCCCGCACCUGCAGGUCACCGACGAGCGCUCGCUGGAGAUCGGCAAGGCGGCAGGUGCCGGUGCCAACGAGACCAUGAGCGGCCGCCGCCGGGAGGAGGGUGACGGCAAGGUGAACUUUGCGUUCGACCGCGUCUUCCCGCCGGAGACGUCGCAGGCGGACGUCUUCGAGGAGAUCUCGCAGCUGAUCCAGUCGGCGCUAGACGGGUACAACGUUUGCGUCUUCGCGUACGGCCAGACCGGCUCUGGUAAAACUCAUACCAUGGAGGGCGGCCGUGACGACGAACUGCAAGGCGUGAUCCCGCGCGCCGUCAGCCAGAUAUUCGACGCCUGCGCAGCGCUCAAGGAGAAGGGCUGGUCGUACACACUGGAGGCCAGCUUCCUGGAGAUCUAUAAUGAAACCAUCCGCGACCUGCUCAGCACGUCGAAGGAGAAGAUGAACUACGAAAUCCGCAUGAAAGACAGCAAACUCAACAGCAAGACUAAGGAGGUGUAUGUCACCAACCUCAAGGUGGUGACGGUGACCGAGCAGGCGGACGUCGCCUCGCUGCUGGAGCGGGCCCGCCAGCAGCGCGCCGUGGCCGCCACCAACUGCAACGAGCACUCGUCGCGCUCACACUCUGUGUUCACCCUGCGGAUGGAGGGCCGGAACGCGCUCACCACCGAGACCUGCCACGGGUCGCUGAACCUGGUGGACCUGGCAGGCUCAGAGCGGCUCAAAGAGUCCGGCUCGCAGGGCGACCGUCUCACCGAGACCAAGAACAUUAACAAGUCCCUGGCCAACCUCGGAAACGUCAUCAUGGCGCUGGGAAAUAAGCAGGACCACGUGCCUUUCCGAAACUCCAAGCUCACGCACCUGCUGCAGCACUCUCUGGGCGGCAACAGCAAAACGCUCAUGUUCGUCAACGUGUCUCCGCGCGAGGACUGCGCCGCCGAGACCCUCAACUCUCUGCGCUUCGCCGCCAAGGUCAACCAGUGCCACAUCGGCACUGCCACGAAACGCACCAAGUGAGGGUGAUUGCGCCGCGCGAGGCUGAGCCGUGUAUAGAUGGGGGCCUGGUUAUCCAGCGGCUACCGGGAUGAUAAACUCGCUAGCAUCCGGAUCUCUGGCGCGCGCUGUAUGUGCUGUACCGCUGGGGAGAGAUUAUCGGACACACGAGUCGAUAUCCCGCCGAGUCGGUGCGUCUCCAGCACGGCGCGGCGCUGGGUCUCCAUGUUUAUCGAUGGAUGAGUGCGCGGGGAGAGGCUAGUUAGCGACAUGUGUGCCUGAUUCACUGAAUGAUCGUCAUAUCUAAGGCCCGGCAGCCCGAGACUGUAAGUAGCCCUGUGCGUGACCGUUGUGUGUCUGACGGAACUCACAGCCUGUAGCCGCGGGCUCUGGAUAUAAGUGUCGACGCCAGCACUCGCUCUGUUUAGCGGUCUCAGUAGACGUCGGCUGGCAGAGUUUGGUAGGCCGUUUUCCCACAUCAUCCUCUCUUCUCGGGCUAUCGGUCGUGUGCACUGUAGUUGACUGUGUAGUGUGUCAUGGAUUACUCUUAGAAUACACCGUGUGACUGAGCACCUAAUCGUACUCCAGCCUCCUGUCGGUGCCCGCAUAGCUUUUAGCGUUGAUUUCCCUUGUGUUUGUUGCAAACUAUGAAGUCUGUUUUAUAUGUUUCGCUGCUGCUCAUUCUGCAUUGGGGGAUGGCUUUCGACAUGCGGGACGUAACCGACUCAUAAAAAUGGUCUCACGGAAUACCGUCAAUCAAAACCAAUAGCCAUCUUCAUAGUUUUCUGGCUGAUUACGUGAGCUCUGCAUACCAGUCACUGUUCACCGGCUAGCCUUGUUUCCGACGACUGGUCCUGCCGCGGUCGGGCAUGUCAGAUUGAGCGACCAGCAGCUCCCCAGUCCGCGGGAUGUUCGAUCAUGAAUGUCUGGCUUUGUGGAGGGAUCAUCGGUCUGUAUCUCAUUCAUCGCUUUAAUACAUUUGGGAACUCAU